AUGACCACCAAAAUUUUCAUCUUCUUCCUACAGUCAGUUUUAUUUAUCAUCCACAUUGCUCCAUUGAGAUCCCAAAUUUUCUCAUCAUAUGCUAGCAUUCAAGGUGAAUGGCAUCUCUUGCAUGCUAGCAUUGGCAUCUCCGCCAUGCACAUGCAACUUUUGCAUAACAACAAAGUUGUCAUUUUUGAUCGAACGGACUUCGGCCGUUCCAAUAUCUCCCUUCCCGGAGGCCGAUGCCGCUUUGAUCCCUCUGAUACUGUACUCCAAACAGAUUGCACGGCUCACUCUAUUCUGUAUGAUAUCAGAACAAACACUUUCCGGCCAUUAAUGGUACAAACCGACACAUGGUGCUCCUCCGGAGCUGUCCUCUCCAACGGAACCCUAAUUCAGACCGGAGGGUACAACGACGGUGAUCAUGUUGUACGUAAAUUUGUGCCAUGCAUGGACAAUAAUUGUGAUUGGAUCGAAUUUCCCGAUUCUCUGUCGAGGCGUAGAUGGUAUGCAACAAAUCAAAUACUACCGGAUGGAAGAAGCAUUAUUAUCAUUGGUGGGAGACAACAAUUUAAUUACGAGUUCUACCCUAGAAACUCUCAACAUUCUUCGUCUUCUCGAACCUUUUUUUGGCUGGAAUUUUUAAGAGAAACGAGUGACGAUAGUGAGGACAACUUGUACCCAUUUGUACACCUCCUACCAAAUGGACAUUUAUUUGUUUUCGCUAACGUAAGAUCAAUAUUGUUCGACUAUAGAACCAACCGUGUGGUUAGAGAGUUCCCUGAAAUAAGUGGAGGAGAUCCUCGAAACUACCCUAGCUCAGGUUCUUCAGUUCUGCUUCCUAUAGAUGAAAAUCGAAUCCAUGAAGCCGAGAUCAUGAUUUGUGGUGGUUCCCCUCGUAAUUCAUUUUUAAGUGCAAAGCGAGGAAGUUUCAUACGUGCAAGUUCUACAUGCGGACGCUUAAAGGUCACAGAUGAAAACCCUAACUGGGCUAUGGAGACCAUGCCAACGCCACGUGUGAUGGGCGACAUGGUUCUUCUGCCAAACGGCGAUAUCCUCGUCAUCAACGGCGCUGAGUCUGGUACUGCCGGCUGGGGAAAUGCACGGAACCCAGUGACACGACCGGUGAUUUACAGGCCAGAUAGGCCGGAAAAUAACCGGUUUUCAGUCAUGCAGCCAUCAUUAAGGCCUAGACUCUACCAUUCAACAGCUAUUUUACUCACUGAUGGUAGAGUGUUAGUUGGGGGAAGCAACCCACACAUCUAUUACAACUUCACAGGUGUAGAAUAUCCUACUGAUUUAAGCUUGGAGGCCUUUUCCCCACCUUAUUUAGCAGCAGAAUAUGAGCCACUAAGGCCAAGAAUUGUGUAUGUAGACGAAGUUUGGGGGUAUAAACAGUCAUUUUUGGUAACUUUCAAAGUGCCAAAUUUUCUAAAAAAGGGGACCUUAUCGGUUAGAAUUAUUGCUCCUUCGUUCACUACGCAUUCACUAGGGAUGAACCAGAGAAUGGUGGUACUGAAGGGUGUUGAGAUUUCAUAUGGUGGAUCUGGUGCCUAUAGGUUGACUGUGGUUGGCCCAUCAACACGUGAUAUUGCACCACCAGGGUACUAUUUGUUGUUCGUGGUGCAUGCAAGUAUUCCAAGUUCUGGUGUGUGGGUGAAG
Molecule: messenger RNA, 1653 nt
Organism: Ilex paraguariensis (yerba mate)
Lineage: Eukaryota; Viridiplantae; Streptophyta; Magnoliopsida; Aquifoliales; Aquifoliaceae
Source: the annotation of a GenBank genome assembly